Messenger RNA from Parastagonospora nodorum SN15, 1944 nucleotides. RefSeq lists its product as hypothetical. Lineage: Eukaryota; Fungi; Ascomycota; Dothideomycetes; Pleosporales; Phaeosphaeriaceae. The record is from RefSeq and is a predicted model, not a curated record. The transcript has 5 exons. The coding region runs from base 1 to 1944 and encodes 647 amino acids.
AUGGUCGACUCAGACUCCUCACUAUCGUCGCCGCCAUCGACUGACGACGAAAUGCCUGUUGAAGCGUCAAAAAAUGGCACCAAGGCAACACCUCAGAAGAAGAAGCAGGGUAAUAUCUUGACAUUCUUCAAACAAAAGGACCGCUCGCCAUCUCCACCGCGCAAGAAGCGCGAACCCUCGCCCGAGCAUGUAUAUGUUCCAGAAGACAAUCCCGACAUUGCUUUCAUUGUAAUGUUCCGAUCACGAUUCAACGAAGCCUUUCCCCGUGGUGCGCCGCACCUGGGACCCCAGGACAUCGAGCUGGGCGUUGCAGAGGGCCCGCCGUCAGCAGAUGUUGAGGGUCUGCUCUGUGCCCUGCUCGGUCUCGUCCUCAAUCGCAAGAAGCCUGUAGAGAAGGGUCACUAUGGCCGCGCUCUCGAGGAAAGCAUCCAAACGCAGAAGUCACAGUGGCCACGAGCAUGGAACGGCGCCAACCCCAUCAGUGGUGGUCGCAACUUUCUGGGCAUGACGGCGCUGGAGCGCAUCACGCUCCUCCACACCCUCUCGCUAUGGAGUCUCAACCAAAACGAACAGGUCAAGACCAUGAUCGCCAAUGCCUACAAGUCCCGGACGACCAAGGAUAGGUUAGACACAAACAUUCCUCUAUCAGUGCAGCCGUGGGGUCUCGAUGGUGACAAGCGACGGUACUGGCUGGUCGAAGGACAAAAUGACACACACUUCCGGGUGUAUCGCGAGACGGACCCUCACAAGACAAAGAAGGUCAAGUGGUUCAGUGUUGCCGGUGACAUUGAUGAGCUGCGCGUUGUCGCUACCAAGCUGGAGGAGGAGGAUGGUCGCAAGGAGGCCAAGGCCCUCAGCGAGCGGAUGAUCAACGCCAUUCCUCGCUUCGAGGCUUCCGAAGUGAAGCGCAAGCGUCGCGAGUACCGCCUCAACCGCAAUGCUACCUUCACCCGUCCCGACCCUGGCUUCUCGCUCUACGAAGGGCGUACUCGCGGCAAACGCCUCCGAUACACAUUCUCUGACGAGGAAGACUUCGACUCGGAUAAUCUUGGUGCACGACGCUCUACACGCACGUCAGGACGGGAAACACCUGCUGUUCCAUCUGGUCCCACCGUCACCGCAAGUGGUCGCCAGGUGCGGUCUCGCGCCACCGGUCUUUAUGGUGAGACGCUGCUCAGCGGCCAAGUCUCAGACCGCGCAUCGCCGGCCACAGGAGACUAUGUACGAUCAGAUGCGUCCGAAGAACCACAUCAACCUCACGCACAUGGCCGAGCUACGCGAAAUGCCCCGCGCGGCACCACGAAUGGACGACCUCUCAAGCACACGCUCGAGUCGGAUGACGAAGAAGACGCUACGUCCUGGGACGGUGGAGAUGAGGACGAAGAUGAGCCUGAGCAGAUGGAGCUUGACGACGACGAGGAUGAUCAGGCUGAUGACUCUUCCGACGAUGAGGAAGAACCUCAGUCACUCGUCGUCACUCUGCGCUAUGGCAAGGGCUCUUCCAUCCCCUCAAACGGCACCACGACAUCCAAGGAGGUCGCACCAGAUGCAGAACGAACGAACGGAAUUAUCUCGAACGGAUCACAUCCUGACGGUACUGCAAUCACAGAUCCUGUAGCACCUCAGCAGCCAGAGCAACAGCCACCCGCUCCAAUGGAACCAUCCAUUCAACCCGCACCGCCACCGCCACCCGUCGCCGCGGAUGGUCUCGAGCAGCCCGUUGCUGCUACUCAUGUCCCCAACGACACCCCGGCCUUACCACCCCAGCCUCCGACCGCACCCGUUCCCCAGGCCGCUGUGCUUCCCAAGCUCGAGGGCAUGUUUCCCGCACCGCAACAGCAGCAGCCAGUUCAAUAUCCCACUGGCCAGCCUGCACCCUUCGUAGAGAAACCACAACAGCAGCCGACGCUACCUUCCCCCACGCCUGCGGCGAACUGGCAGUAG